Molecule: messenger RNA, 936 nt
Organism: Drosophila obscura
Lineage: Eukaryota; Metazoa; Arthropoda; Insecta; Diptera; Drosophilidae
Product: cuticle protein 16.5-like
Exons: 1
Coding region: 499-864 (121 amino acids)
Source: RefSeq, a predicted model, not a curated record
AUAUGUGUAAAUAAAUUGUCUUAUAUUUAUUUUCUGUUAAAAGCGUAUUUGAGAGUUCAAAGGAUCAUUCCAAACUCAUCUACAUCUAUUUAAUAAGAGUGAUGCGCAAUCUCGGCUCAAUCUAUGGUCUAUUUGUCAGCAAGACCAGAGUACGUUGCAGCAGUCGAACCUCAACCAAAAGAGGGGAAAAAAGUAAUCCAUUUGACACGGCAAAACAAACGUCGGACGCUGGGUUCUCACACACAAAGGCGCGGCGCGGCGCGGCGGCACAGGUAUCCGCAUUCAAUGAACGUUACCAUGCAGAAAUUCAAUGCGGACGCAAUUGUGUUCUAAUUUAAUUUUCGCUUGUUAUUAUUGGGAAUGCCUAAGCCGUAAACCCGUUUGGGAAUGUCACAGGCAGGCCUACCCCACCACCAAUUGGGUGUAUAAAACGAUCGAGCUGAUUGGGAAACAGCAUCAGUCACUGACAAACCAACCAACCAACCCAAACAAUUCAACAUGAAGUUCCUCAUCUGCUUGGCACUCACCUUCGCCGUUGCCCAGGCUGGCUUCCUGGCUUCCUCUCCGGUUGCCACAUACGCUGCUGCUCCAUCCUAUGCUGCCACCUAUGCCGCUGGCCCCGCCAUCACCUAUGCUGCUGCUGCUCCGGCUUAUACCACCUACGCUGCUGCUGCUCCAGCUUACUCCACCUACGCUGCUGCUGCUCCAGCCUACACCUCUUCAGUGUACGGUGUCCGCUCCUAUGCGGCUCCUGUGACCACGUACGCAGCUGCUGCUCCUGCUUACACAUCCUAUGCUGCGGCUGCACCGGCGUACACCACCUACGCUGCUCGCGCCAUUGUCAGCCCCUUCCUGAAGAAGUAAACGCUUAUUCUUUGCGUAGCUUCUGAAACAUUCAAACAACAUGACAACCAAAUAAAGAAAGCUCGUCUAAUU